AUGCACAGCCUGCCAUUGUCUCUGUCAUACCGCAAGUUCAUCCACCGACUCAACGUCGCCAUACUCGCGAAAAGAAGUCGCAGCUCCAGGCUGGAAGUCUACAAUCCCAUGUUACUGGGACGAUUGACCUCGCAAAUGCAAACAACCUUUCCAAACCUUCAUGGUAUAACUUUGACGCUGUGUAUCUUGGGCCCAAAGAACCCCCCCGAGUAUUAUAACUGUCGUACUUGUGUCUUACCUGAUCUGGCUCUGAAUUCAUUCUGGAACGCCAAGAUCAGUGGCAUCAACCUUCAGAUGGGGGCUCAUUACACUGUGAAAAUCUGCGAGUUGACUCGAGAAGCUCUAGAACAUGAAUUUGGGUGGAUGUAUGAGCUGCCAGCUUUGAGAUGGAUCGACAUCUAUUGCCAAACGGCACUUUCGCAUGCUUCAUACAACACAUGGGUCGCCGGCCCAGGUGAAUUGACUGCCCGAAGCCAGCGAGUCCAGCGCGAUUCAACGAGAAUCAGACAGCAACUGCGAAUGGAAAGGGCUGCUCUCGGAGCUCUCGUCGAGGCAUUACCUGUCCUUCUCCCAAAUCUAUCCAUAAAUAUCUAUCGGAAAUCGACAUGGCGAACUAGCGUUGUCUCCUAUGAGCCUCUGGACCUCAAUACGCCAGAGGAAACGAUCAUCCCACGGCUUAUGCGUGAUAGAACGAUUGGGGCUGAAUAG
Exophiala spinifera is the source of this 708-nucleotide messenger RNA. RefSeq lists its product as uncharacterized. The record is from RefSeq and is a predicted model, not a curated record. Lineage: Eukaryota; Fungi; Ascomycota; Eurotiomycetes; Chaetothyriales; Herpotrichiellaceae. The transcript has a single exon. Bases 1 to 708 code for a protein of 235 amino acids.